Molecule: messenger RNA, 1197 nt
Organism: Cooperia oncophora
Lineage: Eukaryota; Metazoa; Nematoda; Chromadorea; Rhabditida; Trichostrongylidae
Source: the annotation of a GenBank genome assembly
AUGUGUAAUAGUCAUUCAUUGAGUCAAUUCGUUAACAUUGCAACGUUGAAUGGGAGGACCCUUGACUUGGUUUUGUCCAAUGAAGAGAGCUUGAUCGAGAACCUGGAAGUAUGCUCACCCAUUGGUGGCAGUGAUCACGCAUCUAUUAUAUUCGCUAUCAACGCUCAUAUACUAAAGGACGAAGCAAUAACCAGGAGGGAUUUUGGUAAAGCGAAUUAUGAGAACAUUGUAUGCCACCUUGCGAGUAUUGAUUGGCUUGGCUCUCUAAAUUGUGCAAGCACGGUUGACGCGAAAUAUGAACUGUUUUUGGGCAUUCUCAUGGACUGCAUUGAACGUUACGUGCCAUUAGUAGAGAAGUCGCUUGGAGGUUCAGCCUUACCUCCGUAUCUUGCUAAUCUGACCCAGAGGCGUGAGCGGGCAUGGCAUAAGGCACGGAUGACUAAGAACUCGGCCGACGAAAGGGAGUUUGAGAGACUAAAUAGAAAGUUAGAAAAGAAACUCAAAAAAUUUAAUACAUCAGUCGAGAAAAAAGUUAUUAAUUCAGAAAACAAAGCAGCUUUCUUCAAGCUGUUGAAAUCACGGCUCACCCUGAAAACCAAGGCUACAGUGCUUGUUUCCCCUAGUGGGACCCCGGUCUAUGAUGACAAGGAUAAAGUGGAGUUAUUGGCGUCUACUUUCCAAGAAAACUUUUGUUGCCACCAUAGGGCCAUUGAGGAAUUACUACCCCAAGAAACGAAAUUUGCUCCCAUGAGUGAUUCCGUGUGGUUUUACCGUGACGAAAUUCUUGAGUUACUCCUCAAAUGGCCGGAAUCGAAUGCGCUCACGCCGGACCUUAUACCCCUUCAUUUCAUAAAAAGGGUGGCCCACUGUUUAGCUGGUCCACUUGAGUACAUUUUCAACUUGAGUUUCAUGAAUGCAGAAGUUCCUCGUCGAUGGACCCAUUGUGCAUUCGCUGAUGACUUAAAACUUUAUCAUUCCAUCGCUGAGGAUGACGACGCAAGAGAGCUCCAAGAAGCUUUAAGUAAAGUUGAAAAAUGGUCCGAAGAUUGGGAUCUGCCCCUUUCUGAAACCAAAACGAGUGUACUACAUCUUGGCAAACGGAGUGCUCGAUAUACCUAUGAGAUCAAAAACACAGCCCUAAAAACUGUGGACAAGGAGUGUAGCUCAUCUCACUUCCCACCGGUUGUUAAGAAUUGA